Messenger RNA from Vollenhovia emeryi, 2373 nucleotides. RefSeq names its product ecdysone 20-monooxygenase (gene shd). Gene Ontology annotation, molecular function: heme binding; oxidoreductase activity, acting on paired donors, with incorporation or reduction of molecular oxygen; monooxygenase activity. The transcript has 11 exons. Bases 781 to 2361 code for a protein of 526 amino acids. The record is from RefSeq and is a predicted model, not a curated record. NCBI's taxonomy places the organism in Eukaryota, Metazoa, Arthropoda, Insecta, Hymenoptera, Formicidae.
UCACGACUCGCGACACGGGGGAGAGCCUGGUGCCUCGGCGCCGCGCACGCACACACGCACGCACGCACGCACGCAUGCACGCGCGCACGCACAUGCGUGAACGGCGCGACGGCGGCGCGUGGACAUGCGUGCGAUUUGCUGAUCGCCUUUACUGUGGACGGCGCGCGGUACCAACGAGCCACCGGGAGCCACCGAGGGCGAGUUUUCGCCGCGCCGGAGCCCACGCGGCAUGGUAAUCGCGCGGCAGUCGCGCCAAUUUCGAUUUCCGCCGAUUUACAGCGCGAGGUGCGGCCCCGGAAAUCCCGAAAGAUCGCGGAAGCGCGCGCCGGUCUCCCGCGAGUAACCUGUGCGGAAUCGGAGAAAGAGAGAGAGAGAGAGAGAGAAAAAAAACACGGGUUCUCGAAGCCGCCGUAUUUUCGACGAGUUUGCGUGCUGAGAACGCUGCGGUAAACAACAUGUCCCUAUGUUUACCCGCGUAACAACGGGAAUACGACAGUGACACUGACAGUUGACAGCUGACAGGAGUCUGUCGCCGCAUCCUCCAUCGGGUCGUCAGUCGGCGCGACGAGGCGUCCAAAUAAUGACUCAAAACUCGCUCCGAGAGAUACGGGGCGCCAGUCGUAGACUACAUAUUUCGGCCGGCGUAGCCGCGAAGGAGAGACAAGCGUUUCGCGCGUCGUAACGAGAUAAUCGCUCCCGUUCUCGCGGACAAUUGCGUCGGGAAAAGGGGGUCCUUCCUCCUCUCUUUAAUUCGCCUCGGUGCAGGGAUUCGACUGGAGGAUGUUGCUGUCCGGAGCGUGGUUCGAGACGAUCGCAGCGGCGCUCUUCGCGGUCCUGGUGCUGGCUACCGGCUACCGUCCACCCUGGUGGUUCUGGACCAGGAACUACAACGUGAACGCCGAUGCAGGCGACAACGGCAGGAAGUUCAAGACAGCGCGCGACGUGCCGGGCCCGUUCGCUCUGCCGAUUUUGGGCACUAGGUGGAUAUACUCCCGCUUUGGCCACUACCGCUUGAAUAAGAUCCACGAAGCGUAUAAAGAUCUGAAUCGGCGAUACGGGCCGCUGUGCAAGGAGGAGGCGCUGUGGAACUGCCUCGUGGUCUCCGUCUUCUCCCGUCGCGACAUCGAGGCUGUCCUCAAGCGGCGCUCGAGGUACCCGCUUCGUCCUCCGCAGGAGGUCAUAUCCCACUACCGGCACUCCCGGCGCGAUCGUUACACCAACCUUGGUCUGGUCAAUGAACAAGGCGCGACAUGGCAGAAGCUUCGGGCCGCCUUAACGCCGGAGCUCACCGGUGCCGGUACUGUAUUUGGCUUCUUCCCGGCGCUCAAUAUCGUCACCGACGGAUUCAUCGACCUAAUCCGCGAGCGUAGAGCGAGCCGUUUCACCGUGAGAGGCUUCGAAGAACUCGCUUACAGAAUGGGGCUCGAGAGUACGUGCACGCUGAUCCUGGGACGUCACUUAGGCUUCCUAAGACCGGAUUCCAACAGCACACUUACAAUGAGAUUAGCGGAAGCGGUCAGGAUUCACUUCACGGCCUCGCGCGACGCCUUUUACGGCAUGCCGCUUUGGAAGCUGCUACCGACAUCCGCGUACAAGCAGCUAAUAGAGAGCGAGGACACUAUAUACAACAUUAUCUCGGAUCUCGUAGAGACGACCAUGUUGGAGAAGCAGGACGACGCCAGAGACGAGUCCAUCGAGGCGGUGUUCCUCUCCAUUUUGCGGCAAAAAGAUCUCGAUAUGAGAGAUAAGAAAGCUGCUAUAGUGGAUUUCAUAGCGGCAGGAAUACACACACUAGGCAACACGCUGGUGUUUCUUUUCAACUUGAUUGGCCGUAAUCCUGAAGUGCAAGAAACUCUUUACAACGAGGCGCGUACCUUGGCGCCUCCUGGUUGCGAUCUCACGGUAGACGAUUUGCGAAAGGCCAAGUACUUACGCGCGUGCAUCACAGAAUCCUUCAGAAUCGUACCCACGACGCCCUGCAUAGCCCGUAUACUAGACGAGUCUAUAGAGUUGGGAGGAUAUCGUCUAGAUCCCGGAACAGUGGUAUUAUUGCAUACAUGGAUAGCCGGAUUGAGUGACGAUAAUUUCAAAGACGCGUCCAAGUGUUUGCCAGAAAGAUGGCUGAAACCCAUGGCACCCCACUCGCCACUGUUGGUGGCCCCUUUCGGGGCAGGUAGAAGAAUAUGUCCGGGUAAACGUUUCGUAGAGCUUGCGCUGCAACUUAUUCUAGCAAAGAUCGUUCGGGAAUUUGAGAUCGUCGUCGAGGAAGAGCUCGGCUUGCAGUUCGAAUUUAUCUUAGCUCCGCAAAGUCCCGUGUCGCUCGGGUUUCGAGAUCGUGAGUCGAGGGCUGGGAUGACUUGAUUUUUAUGCGCG